Geosmithia morbida is the source of this 1230-nucleotide messenger RNA. RefSeq names its product maintenance of mitochondrial morphology protein 1. Gene Ontology annotation, biological process: mitochondrion organization; phospholipid transport. Gene Ontology annotation, molecular function: lipid binding. The transcript has 2 exons. Lineage: Eukaryota; Fungi; Ascomycota; Sordariomycetes; Hypocreales; Bionectriaceae. The record is from RefSeq and is a predicted model, not a curated record. Gene Ontology annotation, cellular component: endoplasmic reticulum; ERMES complex. Bases 1 to 1230 code for a protein of 409 amino acids.
AUGGAGAUAUGCCCCGCUCACAAUGAGCCAACUUUAUCCUUUACCCAAGGCCUUAUUGUUGGGCAGCUAUCGGUAGUGCUGAUCCUAGCGGCAUUCAUUAAGUUUUUCAUCUUCGGCGAUCCGCCAUCACCCGACAUCACGGCCACUCUAAGGGCGACGGAGAGGAGGUCCAGGACUCUGGCUCACAAGCAGUCCCUUCUCAGCCUUCGCAGACCCAGCAGCCGUCAUGGCCAGCCUCCCGGGCGCAAGAAGUCGAUGGUCCUGCGUAACCCGUCCACCCUGACCAUUGGAUCCAUCCUCAGCAAGACGUACUACAAUGUCGACAGCCACCAGCCAGAGAGUCUGGAUUGGUUCAACGUGCUGAUUGCCCAGACGCUGGCCCAAUUUCGCAGCGAUGCGCAGCACGACGACGCCAUCCUUGACUCGCUGACCAAAGCGCUCAACGCUCCCUCAAGGCCGGACUUUGUCGACGAGAUACGAGUCACGGAGCUGAGCCUGGGCGAGGAAUUUCCCAUAUUUAGCAAUUGCCGCAUCAUCCCCGUCGAUGAGGAUGGGCUGGGCCUCGGAAACGGGAGCAAAUUCGAUCCUGCCACCGCGGCCCGCGACGGCACGCGCCUCCAGGCUCGCAUGGACGUGGAUCUGAGCGACAUGCUCACGCUAGCUGUGGAGACGAAGCUCGUCCUCAAUUACCCUAAGGCACGCUCUGCCGUGCUCCCCGUCGCCCUCUCCGUGUCCAUUGUGCGCUUCAGCGGCACACUGUCAAUCUCCUUCAUCCCUAGCAACUCGUCUCAGUCGACACCGACCAUGAUGACUUUUAACUUCCUAGAUGAUUACAGGCUCGAUUUUUCGAUACGAAGCCUGCUGGGCAGCCGGUCGCGCCUACAAGACGUGCCUAAGAUUGCCCAACUCGUCGAGGCACGGCUUCAUCGCUGGUUCGACGAGCGGGCUGUCGAGCCGCAGUUCCAGGAGAUUGCACUGCCUAGCCUGUGGCCGAGGAAGAGGAACACUAGGGGACCUGAUGAUGGCAUGACCGAGAACACUACAUCUAUUGGUCGGUCAAAGGGUAAGGACAUUGGUCGUGAGCUUCGCGAGGAAGCUCGCAAGGAAGUGGCGGAAGAAGAAAGAGUGGGCGAGCCUAGUUUAUUACGCCAGCGCAGGCGCGCAAAGGAAGAUGACGAGUUUUCUAUGCCGGGAUCUAUGCCCGGAUUUGCCUUGGAUGUACGGCCUUAG